CUUAAGGAACGGGAUAAUAAGCACAGUAGGGGGCAGAGCGAGGAGAAGGAGGAACCGUUGGUGCCCUGUUCUUUUUUUGUUUCUAAACCUCACUUUUAUUAUUUUUUUAAAUGACGGGUUUUACAAAUAUUUCACAAACAUUUCUGUUAAUGUUUGAAGCGAAAGAGCGAAACGAAUAAAAAAAGUUCCCCGUCAGCCAAUCAGGGGCGCGGUGUGGUGUCACGUGCACGGCAGGGACGGGGCCCGCGCUCGAUUUGAAAGGGAAGCGGUCGAGUUUCGUCGCAUGAAGUCAGCGGCUCGUCGUGGCGGCGGUGUAAUUUUGUAGCUGGUCCCUCAUCCGCUGGAGAGGCGAGGUCAGCCUUGUCUACUCAGAAUACCAGCGGCUUUUUAAGAUAUCUACCGAAAAUGGAGAGUUGUACAUUUCCGAAGUACAGUAGCAAUGACAUAGUUCUAAAUCUGCGCAACUGCUUGCUGACCGGAAGCGAGGCCAAGAGCUUUUCCAAAAGUGACUUAUUCCCAAAUGUCAAGCCUGAAGUGCUGCAUGUGAUCUUCAUGAGAGCCUUGCAAGUCGUCUACGGAACCCGCCUUGAACACUUUUAUAUGAUGCCAGUUACCUUUGAAACAGCGUAUCCCCAGAUCUUUGAAGGCUUCCUACCCAUUGGCAAUCUGUUUGCUCACAUGGAGAAGUUUUUCCCAGUCUGUCGUGUCAAUGACUUCCAGAUGUCUGAUCUCAUCAAUCCAAAACCCAAGAGGACAGCUCAUUUCUUGAGUGGCAUCAUUAACUUCCUUUUAUUCCGGGCUUCCCGCCUUGAGGUCUACCUGGAAAUCCAAGACACGCAUAAAUUGGCUGUGGAAAGAGUGCAGCAGCUUCAGAUGUCUAUCCAGAAGGCGACGUUGAAGCUGGAAAAACUGGAUACUGUCCCCGCCGAGCAACAAGAAGAGUUCAAGGAGCUGUCUCAAGAUAUUCAACAGCUGGAGCACAAGCUCAACCAGGAAUAUCGGCAGAAAGCGAGUGCUUUGCAAGAGGCGAUCGGCCAAAAGAGAAUGAGAAUUACGGAAAAAACCCAAAAUCUGAACGAGCUGAAACGCACCAUCUGUGAGCUGAAAGAGGAACAGAAGCAACUCAAGUCCAAGAUCACGGAGUCUCCGGAGGAGCUGACCAGCUGCAAAGAACGCUUGAAGGAGGCCCUCCAGAAGAUCAAGAAGGACAAGGAAGACGUUAUGCGGAAGUAUGAAGUCUACAGAGACCUGGUAGGAAUGCUGCCCUCCUGUCAGAUGGAGAUCCAGAUGUAUCAGGAGAAAAUGCAAACCCAGGGAGCAAAUGUGGAUAAGCAGGCCGCCCUACUGGCAGAGAUCAGAACCCUGGAGCACCAGAUCGAAAACAGCAAAAGUGGAUUCAGGAGUUCCCAGACAGAAGAGAUGUCCCUGAAGAGGCUGGUUACUACAAAGCGAGAGAAGCUCACCAUUACCGAAAUCAAAAUAGAGAAGGUCCGGGAGGACACAGAGCAGCGCAAGCAGGCGAUCACUGAGUAUUGCAACAAGUUUCAGAAGAAAAGAGGGGCAGUUUGUGAGAAGCUGACCUCCAGUCACACGGAAAUCAAGCAACUCAAAGCAGCAAUUCAGCAGCAGUAUGACCAGGUUGCACUGGAGAAGUCAAAAGCACAGGAAAUCUAUCUGAACAUGAGGGCUGGCUUGGAGAAGUAUCAUGAGAACCUUGCAAACAUAGUGGACAGAUACACAUCUGCAAGAGAAAGCAAGAUCCUGGAACUGCAGACUCUGUUGAGCUCACCCAGCCACUCUUAAUUCCAUACUCUUUUUAUCGCGUUUGUUUUCCCACUGCAGAAAACCAUUUCAGGAGCAGCUUUAUCGUGGCAUUUCCUGAUGGGAGGGGGUCUACCCUUGAUCUGUUGGGCGGAGAAUACGCAUCCCUGCUUCGCUUUAUCUUUUUUAGCCGCAGUGGUUGAAAUCUGCGGAUUAAACUGUCAGCUGCAAAAAAAAGAGAGAGAAAUCUAGAAUUUGUGUGGAAUCCUUAGCAGGAGAAAAGCGUAGUGGAAGGCUACAUCCCUGUUGAAUUUCUCUGAGAAAUGGCUGCCCGAAGCAACCGGUAUGGAAGCUUCAGUCCACUGUCAUGAGGUGCUAUGAAGUUUUGUUAUCUUAAGUAGAACUAUGUUUGUCUGUGGUGGUGUCUCUGAUAUUCUUCUUUUUUUUUACUAUUCUUUAUUCAUUUUGUGAAAAACAAUAACAUACCACAUACAAUCCUCUAUCUAAACCUAACUUUGAACCCACCACAAUACGUGGAUCGAUUCCCCCUCCCUAUCUCCCCCUAUCAUACUAUACUAACCUAUGCCUAUUACUAACCUUAAAAAAAUAAAUUUCUUAACACCCCUCUCCCCUUGUUCUAUCCUUCUCUCUCUACUAAGUCUGAGAUUAACAUAUAUUCCCCUCCUAUUCCUCCCUCCCUUCCCUUGCCCUCUAUCCCUCACCUUUCCACAUGACUAACUUAUUCACCCUUUCAAACUAUUACAAACUUAAUAAUAUUAACAUAAUUUAUAUUCUUUGUUAUGACGCAGCUUUUGAACUAAGGACUUCUCUCCUAAACGAUCCACUUCAGCUUACUCUCGAUAAUCAAUCGUAAAUAUUCUUCUGAUGUGCCAAUCUUGCUGUGUAUUUUGUGUCUAAGUGCCAGGUGACACCUGAGCAGGAGUUUGUUGAGUUAACAUUAGCGUGGUAAACCUUGCCUUUAACUCUGCUUUCAGUAGAGGUUUUUGUAGUUUGCAAUGGAAAUAAAAAAUAAACCGAUCAUUUAA
Molecule: messenger RNA, 2807 nt
Organism: Sphaerodactylus townsendi
Lineage: Eukaryota; Metazoa; Chordata; Lepidosauria; Squamata; Sphaerodactylidae
Gene: NUF2
Product: NUF2 component of NDC80 kinetochore complex
Exons: 15
Coding region: 406-1803 (465 amino acids)
Biological process (GO): meiotic chromosome segregation; mitotic spindle organization; attachment of mitotic spindle microtubules to kinetochore
Cellular component (GO): kinetochore; Ndc80 complex
Molecular function (GO): protein-containing complex binding
Source: RefSeq, a predicted model, not a curated record